Molecule: messenger RNA, 442 nt
Organism: Acyrthosiphon pisum (pea aphid)
Lineage: Eukaryota; Metazoa; Arthropoda; Insecta; Hemiptera; Aphididae
Exons: 8
Coding region: 49-384 (111 amino acids)
Source: RefSeq, a predicted model, not a curated record
CUUCUUGUGAGUGACACUCAUUUGGUAAACUCAAGUCUAGGUCCAACCAUGCAGCACAUCAGCUUUGCAGUAGUUUAUAUUGUAAUUUUUGGACUGUCAUCGUCCAACUUCUUGGACUGUCAUCUUCAAGAUACAGCUUACAGAGAGAUAAAACGUUUAUUUCCAUCGGAAUGGAAACGAGCAUCUAACCUUGGAGGCAGACUGAUGUGCCAAUUGGACAGUAGAAAUUGUGGAGGGUUUUUUGUUGGCAAGAAAUUUGUUGGAUAUUCCAUGUUCGACAACAACUAUGGCAAAAUGAGAAAAAAUAGUAAAACUGAAUCGAAAAUAGACAAUUAUGAAGAUGUACCAUACGACUCAAGCAAUUACGUAAAAUGGCGUCAUUGAACAAAAACAUAUCAUCAAAAUGUUACUUGUUGAUAUUAUAGAUGAACUUUAUUGUUUA